UUUGGCAAUGGUGAUUCGGAAACACGCCGACAUUUUUCCCGACGACCUACCGGCGGUUUUGCCACCUGAGCGAGACAACGACCACAAAAUCGAGCUGGAGCCCAGCGUGCAACCUACUGUUCGGACUCAAUGGCGGCUGACUCAGCCCAAGCUGGAUGAACUUCGACGCCAGCAGGACUACCUACUCGAGAAAGGUUUCGUUCGACCCAGCACAUCCCUGUUUGCAGCUCCGAUCCUGUUCACCCCGAAGAAAGGUGGCGGUCUACGAAUAUGUAUUGGCUACUGCGCCUUGAAUCGGACUACCAUCAAGUCCCGCUAUUCUAUCCCGCGUGACGACGAACUCAUCGACCAACUUUGUGGAGCCAAGUUCUUUUCUAAAAUUGACAUGCGAGGUGGUUAUCACCAAAUCCACAUGAACGAAGCUGACCGCUACAAGACGGCGUUUCGGACCCGGUACUGGAGUUACGAGUACACGGUUAUUCCUUUUGGCUUAACAAACGAGCAUUCGACGUUCCAGUUUAGCAUGAACGAGGUUUAUCGGCCGCUGCUGGAUAAAUGCCUCAUCGUGUACCUCGACGACAUCUUGAUCUACAGCACUACCCGGGAGCAGCAUUUGAAGGAUUUGGAAGCAGCAGCACCGACUCAUCACCAAGGGCUCUAAGUGCGAGUUUCUCCUUCAGGAACU
Messenger RNA from Closterium sp. NIES-67, 685 nucleotides. Lineage: Eukaryota; Viridiplantae; Streptophyta; Zygnematophyceae; Desmidiales; Closteriaceae. The record is from the annotation of a GenBank genome assembly.